AAUCCCUGAAUAAAUUAACUAUUUGUUUUUGCUGCGGUUUAAAAUGUGUUGACUUUAAGUCUCACUUAUUUGCUGUCAAAUGUGCGCUGUCGCUACGAGGACGUGCAUGUCCUAGUGAUGCAGAAACUAACUACAUUUAAUAACUAUUAAUUAUAACUACAAACUACAUUUGUGUUGCUUCAAAAUAGUAGGAUUGCUGUAUAAACAAAGUCCUGAAAACUUUAGGAAAGUUUUAAUAUUAUUUUUGCACUACUUGAGAAAUACUAAUAACUAUACUAACCUAUAUUUCAAUUCGAUUUUUACAAAAUAAAUGUAUAUGCAGCUUAUUUUAUUCCUGCCUAUUGCCUAACUAUUUUGUUAGUGUUUAUUUUCUUUGACCAGAAACACAUCACACACUGAUGAAAGGGAUGUUCUCUGAAGGAUAGAGCUUGUGCCAGAGCUGGCGGGGUGCAUACACAGUCAAUGUGCGGAACAACUGUUCUCAGGAAUGAGGAAAAACAAUUACUUUUUGAACAUGACAACACCCUUAACACACAUAUUUCUGCAAAGAAAUAUACUACACCACUACAAUGUGACAACAAACAACAAAGCUAAAGAGCAAUACAGAUCAUCUGAAAAGUAUCAUCCCAGCAGAUAUGGAAAUACAGCCUGAUGUCAAUGGGAGGAUAUCAUUAGCUCCUCCUUCACAAGUUGGGAAGGCCACUGCAUUUUCAGAACACCACAGAGAUGGUCAGGAGCAACAGGAGUUAAGUUAUCUGCUUGAUAUUGACAACUUGUAUUCAUACAAGUUGUACUGUAUAAAGACAUACAUUUUGUGUUGAUUUGUUAUCAAGUGAAUGAUGCCAAGGACCAGGGAGACUUUACUAGUAUCAACACAGUUAUGGCAAGCAAAGGUUGCUGGGGACAGGAGCUUCAGGAGGUUCAAACAAACAACUGGCACAGGUUCUGGACAAGACCCAAAGCCCAAGCACACAUUUAGCCUUUGUGAGCAAGAUGGCUCUCACGCGGUCAGAUCUUUGGAGUUUGUGUUUGGCUAAUGGCAUGGAUGGGAUGAUCCUGAACAGCUGUCUUACAGUUAUUGAGAAGAGAGUAGAUGGCGUGUUUGCUGCCAACAGCCAUGUUAUAGCUGCCUGGUUUCCACCAUCUUCCACCAUCAAUCCGAUGCAACACCUGCCGGAAAAUGCAGCAAACCUCCAACGGCUUCUCCUUCCAGCGUGGGAACCUGGACACUCUGUAAACCUUGCUCAGAUCUUGUGCCCUGGGCCUUGGGCAAGUCUUGGUGUAGAUGAUGUCCAGGGCCUUCCAAGACAAGGGUUCUCGAACAACUGUGGGGUGUUUGUUUUGAUGUACGCAUUUUACAUUGUGGCAAGAGCCCAAUUUGAUUUCAAUGAGACAAACAUGCAGCAAAUUAGGCACUGGUGGUGCCUAGUUCUCCUCAAAAACUUUCCCAUGCCGUCUGAACAAGAGAGGUCGCAAGACUGCAAGAGGCGACGGGAGGAAAAGGCAAUGCAGGAUGAAGAGGUUGUGAGGUUCCACAAAAGAAGCAGACCAUCAUUUGAGAUGGGGUCAUGAGUGACCGCUGCUGGGGGGGAGCUGUUACAAUCAGCUGUAUUAGGUUCACUAAUGCCUCAAAAUGUAUUAGUUGUCACGAUCUGUCUGUGUAUUAUUUUGUCCUGUCUUGUCUGUUGCUUUCUGUGUUCAAUACAAUUGAAAGUCCUGAAUU
Gymnodraco acuticeps is the source of this 1723-nucleotide messenger RNA. RefSeq lists its product as uncharacterized. The transcript has 12 exons. Bases 994 to 1572 code for a protein of 192 amino acids. The record is from RefSeq and is a predicted model, not a curated record. NCBI's taxonomy places the organism in Eukaryota, Metazoa, Chordata, Actinopteri, Perciformes, Bathydraconidae.